Molecule: messenger RNA, 1386 nt
Organism: Trichoderma atroviride IMI 206040
Lineage: Eukaryota; Fungi; Ascomycota; Sordariomycetes; Hypocreales; Hypocreaceae
Cellular component (GO): membrane; intracellular membrane-bounded organelle; cytosol
Molecular function (GO): calcium ion binding
Source: RefSeq, a predicted model, not a curated record
GCAGCCGGUGUUGUGUGCGUGUGUGUUUCCUGAUCGACCUCCCACCUGAAUUGCCCACAGGCUACCGAUCUACCGACCUACGUAUUCCUCGGGAUCCUGAUAUCGCUGCGACAACAGACGCUCCGAAACGAGGGGCAACCACCGAUCCAACGAACAGAGGCACGAGAUCCGGGCGCAAACGCCUCAGACGCCGGAACUGCGACAACUCAAGCGACUCAUCGGCCGAUUGCGCAAUAUUACGCCGAGGCUUUUUGGAUCUGAUAUCCUCACCGCGGCGCCCCUCCUUCCACCUUUUGGGUUCAGAGCUGUGUUCUUCCAGCGAGCUAGCACCGCCUCCUUUCUCGGUUCAUUCAGCACCUGUUCAUUCGCCUUGGUUGAAUCAUGGGCAAAUCUCAGUCAAAACUCUCUCAGGAGCAGCUCGCCGAGCUCCAAAAGUCAACUCACUUUGAUAAGAAGGAGCUUCAGCAAUGGUACAAAGGUUUCCUAAAGGACUGCCCGUCGGGCAUGCUCUCCAAAGAAGAGUUUCAAAAGAUUUACCGACAGUUCUUCCCGUUCGGGGACCCGAGUUCGUUUGCAGAUUACGUAUUCAAUGUGUUCGAUAGCGACAAGUCUGGUAGUAUUGACUUUAAGGAAUUCAUCUGCGCCCUGAGUGUUACCAGCAGGGGUAAGAUGGAGGACAAACUGGACUGGGCGUUUCAGCUGUACGACAUUGACGGCGACGGCAAAAUAAGUUAUGACGAGAUGCUUCAGAUUGUAGAGGCAAUCUACAAGAUGGUCGGCUCCAUGGUCAAACUCCCCGAAGACGAAGAUACGCCCGAGAAGCGAGUACGGAAAAUCUUCGCCAUGAUGGACAAGGACGAGAACGGCAGCUUGGAUAUGGAAGAGUUCAAGGAGGGAAGCAAACGGGAUGAGACGAUUGUUUCGGCAUUGUCUUUGUACGAUGGGCUUGUGUAAACUGCUCAAUGUUGCUCCGUUUCUUUUAUUUUUCCACUGUUUCUGAUUUUUCCCGCUGUUAAUUUUUUUUUGGUAUUCCGGGCGACUGGUAUUCUUUGAAGGAAGCUCUGCCGUUUGUAUGUUUUUGCCCAGCUUCUGAUGUUUGCUCCCUUCUUACAUAGUUUCCUCCUUUGUUUGAGUCCCUACGCUUCUCUUAGGAUGAUUGUCUGGAGGGGGUGGACAGGAUAAGGGUGUAUUGGGCUCUGCUGUGAACUAGAGGGAACAAUAAGGCGAAAAUAUGGCUGCCGGGUGUGAUUGUGAUUUGGGUUGUUUUUUUUGUUUAUAUCCGUAUUUUUGUCUUUUGUUUAUUAGUCGGUUUUUUUGCUUGGCUAGUUUACAUAGCCUCGUGAAGUUGCGUAUCAAAACAGAGAGUAAAUCCAACGUCCUGAUCCC